Messenger RNA from Penicillium waksmanii, 819 nucleotides. RefSeq names its product carbonic anhydrase family protein. Bases 1 to 819 code for a protein of 272 amino acids. Lineage: Eukaryota; Fungi; Ascomycota; Eurotiomycetes; Eurotiales; Aspergillaceae. The transcript has 2 exons. The record is from RefSeq and is a predicted model, not a curated record. Gene Ontology annotation, molecular function: carbonate dehydratase activity; zinc ion binding.
AUGAAGGUUUCUGCUUCCAUCCUCACCUUCGUCGCUGCGGCGUCCGCGUCUUGCCUCCGUGGCACCUCGCUCCUCCCUCGUUCCGCUGAUGGCAAGGUUGCCGCCAACUCUUUCAACUACACCAACACCGGUGGUCCCCUGAACUGGUACGGACUGGACUCAGCCAACUCUGCUUGCUCCAAGGGCAAGAACCAGUCUCCCAUUGUCAUCGACACUGAGGAUAUUGACUACGCCAAGGCUAGCGACAUUCACUUCCACGUCCCCCAUGCCAACGCAGCCAAGUUCGAGAACCUGGGCUCCGGCCUUGAGGUUGUCCUGACCAACGGUACCCUCACUACCAAGGACAACUCCUACAAGCUGGCUCAGUUCCACUUCCACACUCCCAGCGAGCACCGCAUCAAUGACGAGUACUACCCCAUGGAGGUUCACUUCGUCUUCGAGAGCUCUGCUAGCGAUAUUGCCGUUGUUGGCUUCGUCUUCGAGCUUUCCCAGUUCGGUUACUCGACUCCUCUUUUCGACAAUGUCUUCGCUCACAUCGAUGACAUUGCCACCCCCGGCACUUACACCAUGACCGACAACCUGGACUUCUCUGCCCUGACUGGCCAUCUGAACUCCCACGGUAUCUACCAGUACUCCGGCUCUCUCACCACCCCUCCCUGCUCUGAGAGCGUUGCUUGGUUCCUCAGCACCGAGCCUCUGCCUCUGAACGUCCAGAGCUACAACGCCGUUAAGCACAUCCUGAAGUACAACGCCCGUUACACUCAGAAUGCGCUGGGCCAGGACAACCUCCUUGAGGUUGCCGCCAACGAGCUGAACUAA